This is a messenger RNA of Fomitopsis serialis, 1546 nucleotides long. Its product is annotated as Pkinase-domain-containing protein. The record is from RefSeq and is a predicted model, not a curated record. Gene Ontology annotation, molecular function: protein serine/threonine kinase activity; ATP binding; protein serine/threonine/tyrosine kinase activity. Lineage: Eukaryota; Fungi; Basidiomycota; Agaricomycetes; Polyporales; Fomitopsidaceae. Gene Ontology annotation, cellular component: cytoplasm. Gene Ontology annotation, biological process: signal transduction; protein phosphorylation. The transcript has 7 exons. The coding region runs from base 121 to 1317 and encodes 398 amino acids.
CGUCUGCCACCUCCUCGCCCCCAUCGCGUCCCCGCUUCUGUACCCGUCUCUUGCCCGCUUCCGCUCCUUCACGAGCCAACGAACCAAUAACCUGUAUCCCUACCAUCUACGCCUGUCCAAAUGGCUACCCACACCCCCAUAAAUGGCGUAAAGAUAUCGCCCGUCGAUGACCCUCGAAAGGUCGUCCGCGUCGUCGCCUCCGAUGGCAAGACCGGCGACGUCAAGGAUCUCGUCUACACCAACUGCAAGGUCAUCGGCAACGGCUCCUUCGGAAUCGUCUUCCAGGCAAAGCUCAUGGACGAAUCCGACGGCAACUCGGACAUUGCCAUCAAGAAGGUUCUCCAGGACAAGCGGUUCAAGAACCGUGAGCUCCAGAUCAUGCGGCUGGUAUCACAUCCCAACGUGGUCGACCUCAAGGCCUUUUUCUAUUCUAAUGGCGAGAAGUCGCAAAAGAAAGAUGAAGUGUACCUCAACCUUGUCCUCGAAUACGUUCCAGAGACCGUGUAUCGUGCUAGCCGUCACUACGCAAAGCUCAAGCAGCCCAUGCCGAUGCUGCAAAUCAAGCUGUACAUGUACCAGCUCCUCCGCUCCCUGAUGUACAUCCACUCCAUCGGCAUUUGUCACCGGGACAUCAAGCCCCAGAACCUCCUUCUCAACCCCGCCACCGGCGUGCUCAAGCUCUGCGACUUUGGGUCCGCAAAGAUCCUCGUCGCCGGCGAGCCCAACGUCAGCUACAUUUGCUCGCGGUACUACCGCGCCCCGGAGCUCAUUUUCGGAGCCACGAAUUACACCACGAACAUCGACAUUUGGUCGACGGGGUGCGUCAUGGCGGAGUUGAUGCUGGGACAGCCGCUCUUCCCCGGGGAGAGCGGUAUCGAUCAGCUCGUGGAGAUCAUCAAGGUUCUCGGUACACCCUCACGGGAGCAGAUCAAGACGAUGAACCCAAACUACAUGGAACACAAAUUCCCUCAGAUCAAGCCCCACCCAUUCUCAAAGGUCUUCCGCCCGCGCACAGCGCCCGAAGCGAUCGACCUCGUCUCCAAGCUGCUCGAGUACACGCCAGAGGCGCGGCUGAGCGCAGUGCAGGCGAUGUGCCACCCCUUCUUUGACGAACUGCGCGUGCAGGGCGCGCGGAUGCCGAACGGCAAGGACUUCCCACCACUGUUCGACUUUACUCGGGAGGAGCUGUCUGUGCGGCCAGAUCUGAUGAGACAGCUGGUGCCGUCGUGGUGCGAACCGGAGCUGGCCUCGCGGGGAAUCGACCUCGACAACUUCGUGCCGAUACCUCUGGAGCAGCUGCGAAUCUCCCUGGAUUGAUGGGCCCGUCGCCCGGUGCAUGGGACUCUUCAUGGUCACGGUCUCUGUCUCUGAGUUUUCUCUCGUCUGUUCUGCCCAAGUGCCCCGUCCCGCCGCCGUCCAUAUAUAUAUCUUGCCUUGAGCAGCACUUGGCCCGCCUCCGCUGUAUGUGUUAUGCCCUGACGUGUCCUUCGCCAUGCAUAGGAGGGUUGCUGGCGUUGUGUUGCAUGAGUAUACUCGUUACAAUAUG